Molecule: messenger RNA, 3890 nt
Organism: Diorhabda sublineata
Lineage: Eukaryota; Metazoa; Arthropoda; Insecta; Coleoptera; Chrysomelidae
Gene: Ranbp16
Product: exportin-7
Exons: 14
Coding region: 375-3662 (1095 amino acids)
Biological process (GO): protein export from nucleus
Cellular component (GO): nuclear pore; cytoplasm
Molecular function (GO): small GTPase binding; nuclear export signal receptor activity
Source: RefSeq, a predicted model, not a curated record
AGUUUUGUCUCCCUUAUACAUAUGACGUAAUGAGCAUUAUUAUUUUUUAUUAAAUAAUAAUAGAAAUUAAUUACGGCUUUUCGCAUCUUACUCUAUUCAAAAUCUUUUAAAAAUCCAUGAUUAUUCAGAGAUCUGUGAAUAUAUUAAUGUCGAAGGUUCCUUUUUCAUUAGUGUUCUAAUAAAUUUUAAACUUACCGCUCUACCCUAGUUUUUCGGAUAGAGGGCAACAACAUGAAAUUUGCGUUGUUUUUUGAGUGGAAGUUGAGUGUUGUGUGACUGAGGUGAUAGGGAUAAAUUCCGGCUUCUUUGCAGAAGAGCUCUGGCAUUAAUUUUAUUAAAUAUAAUCUUGGAAAAACAAAUGAACCCGGUGGAAAAUGGCUGAUGAACAGGGAAUAAGACAACUGGAACUUCUCUGUAAACAAUUAUAUGAAUCCCAAGAUACAUCUGUAAGAGCAGAAGCUGAAAAAACUUUGGUAGUAUUUCAAUCGGGUCCAGAUGCUCUUACCAAAUGCCAAGUUCUUCUCGAUAGGGGUGAUUCCUGUUAUGCACAGCUUCUAGCAGCAACCACCCUAACCAAAUUAGUGUCUCGAAGUGCGCAGGGGUUGAGUUUACAACAAAGAGUAGAUAUUAGAAAUUAUGUUUUAAAUUAUUUAGCAACAAGACCAAAACUGCCCAAUUUUGUUCUCCAAGCCUUAGUUACGCUGUUUGCAAGGAUCACCAAAUUGGGAUGGUUUGAUUCACAUAAAGAUGAGUUUGUGUUUAGGAAUGUUGUGUCUGAUAUUGGAAAAUUUUUACAAGGUUCCGUGGAACAUUGUAUGAUAGGUGUUCAACUACUAUCCCAACUCACUUGUGAAAUGAACCAAAUUUCUGAAGUUGAAGCUAACAGGUCACUAACUAAACAUCGUAAAAUUGCUUCUUCAUUUAGGGAUACUCAACUGUUUGAAAUUUUUCGCCUUUCUUGUACUUUAUUAGGAAACGCCAGAGAAAAUUGCAAGAAUUUGAAUUUCAACGAUGAAAGCCAACAUGGUUUGAUGACGCAGCUCUUAAGGUUGGCUCAGAACUGUCUCACUUUUGAUUUUAUAGGUACGUCUACUGACGAAUCCUCUGAUGAUCUGUGCACUGUUCAAAUACCUACCAGCUGGAGACCGGCGUUUCUGGAUUUUACAACUCUUAAAUUAUUUUUCGAUCUAUACCAUUCACUACCAAACACCCUUUCAUCUUUAGCUUUAUCAUGUCUAGUUCAAAUAGCUUCUGUGAGGCGUUCCCUAUUUAGCAAUACAGAAAGAGCAAAGUUCUUGACACAUUUGGUGAACGGGGUCAAACACAUUUUACAGAAUCCUCAAGGUUUAAGCGAUCCCGCAAAUUAUCAUGAAUUUUGCAGACUUUUAGCUAGGCUUAAAUCCAACUAUCAACUUGGUGAGUUAGUUAUGGUGGAUAACUAUCCAGAAGCAAUUCAACUGAUAGCUAAAUUUACCGUGCAAAGUUUACAGAUGUGGCAGUUCGCCCCCAACAGUGUCCAUUAUUUGUUGAGCCUGUGGCAGCGUAUGGUAGCUUCAGUUCCCUACGUUAAGGCAACGGAACCUCAUUUAUUGGAAACGUACACUCCUGAAGUAACAAAUGCUUACAUCACUUCUCGUCUUGAAUCAGUAACUGUAGUGGUACGUGAAGGACUCGAGGAUCCUUUAGACGAUCUGGGAAUGGUACAGCAGCAAUUGGAACAGCUAUCGGUGAUAGGACGAUGCGAAUAUCAAAAAACAUGCAUGCUUUUAGUACAGUUAUUCGAUCAGGCUGUGAGAAGUUAUUCGGAGCUAUUGGGUAAUCCUAGUCAAGGAAUGGAGAUAACCAUUCAAGAAGGUCAGUUAACCUGGUUGGUUUAUGUAAUAAGUUCGGCAAUAGGUGGUAGGGUAUCGUUUAAUAGUAACGAAGAACAUGAUACAAUGGACGGUGAAUUAGUGUGUAGAGUGCUGCAAUUAAUGAAUUUAACGGACUCCAGAUUAGUGCAAGGUGGUUGUGAAAAACUAGAAAUGGCUAUGUUGAGUUUCUUCGAAGCAUUUAGGAAGAUAUACGUUGGUGACCAGGUGCAGAAGAAUUCCAAAGUGUAUAGGAGGCUUUCGGAAGCUUUGGGACUAAACGAUGAAGCCACCGUUCUUAGUGUUUUCAUUAGAAAAAUUAUUACUAACUUGAAAUACUGGGGACGGAGUGAACAAAUAAUAAGCAAAACGUUGAUACUACUCAACGAUCUUUCUGUGGGUUACAGUUGUGUUAGGAAGCUUGUUAAGUUAGACGAAGUUCAGUUUAUGUUGAACAAUCACACUAGCGAACAUUUUCCUUUCCUUGGUAAUUCAGUAGCGGUAACGGAAAUGCGCUGUAGAUCAAUGUUUUAUACAUCUCUGGGUAGGCUGCUUAUGGUCGAUUUGGGAGAGGAUGAAGAUCGAUUUCAUACAUUCAUGUUACCUUUAACAGCAUCAUUUGAAAGUAUAGGAACGCUAUUAGCAUCAGCGGACUCUCCAUUAUUUGCAUCGGAUGAAGCCAAAAAAGCUCUUAUAGGCCUAGCUAGAGAUUUGCGGGGAUUAGCUUUCUCGUUUAAUACCAAAACUUCCUACAUGAUGCUCUUCGAUUGGAUUUAUCCCAAUUAUACGCCGAUUUUACUCAGAGCUAUUGAAUUAUGGUAUCAUGAUCCACAAGUAACUACUCCUGUUUUAAAGCUGUUUGCUGAAUUAGUACAAAAUAGAUCACAAAGGUUGCAGUUUGAUGUUUCAUCUCCGAAUGGUAUAUUAUUAUUUAGGGAAGCUAGUAAAAUUAUUUGUAAUUAUGGUAGUAGAAUAUUGAAUGUAGAAGUACCAAAAGAACAAACGUAUCCAUUGAAGUUGAAAGGUAUAUCAAUAUGUUUUUCGAUGCUCAAAGCUGCCCUAUGUGGAAGUUACGUCAACUUCGGAGUAUUUAGAUUAUAUGGCGAUGAAGCCUUAGAUAACGCCUUAAAUAUUUUUGUAAAAUUGUUGCUGUCAAUUUCUCAAUCAGAUUUAUUGGAUUAUCCCAAGCUUUCUCAAACAUAUUAUGUUCUACUAGAGUGCCUGGCUCAAGAUCACAUGAGUUUCCUAUCGACGCUGGAACCUCAAGUUUUCCUGUAUAUUUUAUCGUCGAUUUCGGAAGGACUUACUGCCUUAGACACUAUGGUUUGUACAGGAUGCUGUGCAACGUUGGAUCAUAUAGUAACCUAUUUAUUCAAGCAAUUAACGCAAAAAGUGUAUCCAGGUAAAGAACAACGCGUUGGAAUGACUGCGAAUAGUGACAUGUUUUUGAAAGUACUUGAAAUGCAUCCGGAGAUUCUACAACAAAUAUUGAGCACCGUAUUGAACGUAAUAAUGUUCGAAGAUUGUAGGAACCAGUGGUCGAUGUCGCGACCUCUUCUAGGGCUUAUUUUACUAAACGAAGAAUAUUUCAAUCAAAUGAGGGAGAGUAUUAUCAGAAGUCAACCUCCAGAUAAGCAAGCGGCGAUGGCGCAAUGGUUUGAAAAUCUCAUGGAUGGAAUAGAAAGAAAUUUACUAACUAAAAACAGAGAUAGGUUUACGCAGAAUUUGUCGAUGUUCAGAAGAGAUAUAAACGACUCUUUGAAAGGGCCCAAUGUAAAUACUUCUUCAGUCAAUGAUAUGAUGACUUCAUAGUGACUUAAAAGAGUAGCUCCUUAAUUUGUGAGGUUAUGUGCCGUUGUAUGUAUUGUGAAAUAUCGUUACUUUUAAGUACACUUUGCAUUUAUUUCAUUUGAAAAUCUGAGAUAUCUAAUAGCGAAAUUUUUUUGUUAUUGGUUACGAGUGCGAUGCAAAUAGUUGAUGACUGAGUUUUUUAUAUAAGUUAUUGAGUAACGAGAAGAAAUAAAUAAAUGCAUUGACUUA